This is a messenger RNA of Mauremys reevesii (Reeves's turtle), 1733 nucleotides long. RefSeq names its product RAB40B, member RAS oncogene family (gene RAB40B). Bases 804 to 1640 code for a protein of 278 amino acids. Lineage: Eukaryota; Metazoa; Chordata; Testudines; Geoemydidae. Gene Ontology annotation, molecular function: GTP binding; GTPase activity. Gene Ontology annotation, cellular component: plasma membrane; synaptic vesicle; endosome. The record is from RefSeq and is a predicted model, not a curated record. Gene Ontology annotation, biological process: protein localization to plasma membrane; intracellular signal transduction. The transcript has 6 exons.
UGCGCUGAGGGGAGGCAGCGGGGACCUAGGAUCGCGGCCAGGAGCAGCGCGAGACCCAGACCCGCGCUUCGCUCGCGGCCGGAGGGACCGAGCUCCAGCCCGGGCAGGGCACCGACUCCCCCGAUCCCCUGGGGAGCCAGGGCGGUGGCGCCGGGACGGGGCGUCGCGCACCUGCGCUUCGGAGCCCCGCGCCUGGAUCCCGCUCUGGCCCGGGCUUGUCCCGUGACCCCUCUGACAGCAGGAGCCUCCUCCCUUCCAUGGGCCACCCGCCGCGGCUGCCCGUCUCCAUGAUAGGUCGUCACCCCCUCUCCUGUGGCGACAGACGCCUGUCUCUGCUCUGUCAUGACCUGAGGGGUGUCCCCGUUGCUCAGUAACUACCCCCCGCUGGUGGGGGUGCUGGACCCCCAGCGCCACAGAGCGCGUGUCCCCACCUCCCUUGCUGCUGCUGCCUGUGUUGUGAUACAGCAGCCAGCCCCCGUGCCUGUGUGAAGCUGGGCUGUAGCGAAUGUCCCCAGGCCCAGCAGGGUCGCGCCGUUUGAGACCGUUCCCGGGCACCAGAUGCGUUUUCAUGUCGCAGUAUCUAGCCCUGCACCACCUGUUACCUCCGCCGUGCGUGGCUGGUGCCCCCUGCCCCAUUGCAGCCUGCCCUGAGCGGCGGUGCUGUUGAACAUGCCUCUGUUUGUCUCCUGUUGCUGUUUGCUGCUGCUGCUCCCACGGUGAUUUUUUUCCUCCCGGGUUCCCGUGAUGGGCUCUGGGAGCUGAUUCGCCGGAGAGAUUUUUUUCGGGGGGUAAGGAAAAAGAGGAUGAGCCACGUGGGCAGCCCAGUGAAAGCCUAUGACUUCUUGCUGAAAUUUCUGCUGGUGGGGGACAGCGACGUGGGCAAAGGAGAGAUCCUGGCUAGCCUGCAGGAUGGAGCCACUGAAUCACCCUAUGGGUACAACAUGGGUAUUGAUUACAAGACGACGACAAUACUUCUGGAUGGCCGUCGAAUAAAACUACAGCUGUGGGAUACAUCGGGACAAGGGAGAUUCUGCACCAUAUUUCGUUCCUAUUCAAGAGGUGCUCAGGGGGUGAUACUGGUAUAUGACAUUACAAAUCGCUGGUCAUUUGAUGGUAUUGAUCGAUGGAUAAAGGAGAUAGAUGAGCAUGCUCCUGGUGUACCUAAAAUCCUGGUUGGAAACCGCCUUCAUUUAGCCUUCAAGCGUCAAGUCUCCACUGAACAAGCACAAGCCUAUGCGGAGAGACUAGGCAUGACUUUUUUUGAAGUUAGCCCACUUUGUAACUUUAACAUCACAGAGUCUUUUACUGAGCUGGCAAGGAUAGUGUUAAUGAGACAUGGGAUGGACCGGCUCUGGAGGCCAAACAAGGUACUGAGUCUGCAAGAUCUCUGCUGCCGUGCCAUAGUUUCCUGCACCCCUGUGCAUCUUGUUGACAAGCUCCCGCUCCCCGUUGCCUUACGAAGCCAUCUCAAAUCUUUCUCUAUGGCCAAUGGCCUUAAUGCCAGGAUGAUGCAUGGACGCUCCUACUCACUCACUGCCAGCAACAACAACAAAAGGAACAGCCUAAAGAAAGCUAAAAUUAUCCGUCCCCCACAGAGCCCACCAAAAAACUGUACGAGAAACAGCUGUAAAAUUUCCUAAACCUGAUGUGGCUGAAAAACAAGGUUGACUUUCCUCACGUGGAGCCUUGAACACAAGGAGUCCUGUUGAAUAGCUGAGCAUGCUCCGUGUAUC